AUGUACACGGUUCAAUCCCUGCUCCAGACGGCGCUCGACGCGGCGUCAACCACAGGCACGCCGCUAGCAGAGAUCAAGUCACUCAACCACCUCGAGCACCACAAGGUGGCCAAUGGCUCAGUCGUCCGCUUCAGAUGCAUGGUGCAGGACAACCUUGACACUCUGCUCUGCCGCGCUGUGGUCAAGCUUGAUCCGGUGCCCGGUGCCGAGGAGGAGGAUCCUGCUCAGCCGCGAGGCUCGCGCUAUCUGUGCGGCAAAUACCGCCACACCGUCCCGCUGCCUGACGGCUACGACGUCGACGACGACUUCCGUGCCUACUCGGACCAGUACACCUACCACUGUACUACAGUGCCUGGCGAGACUCCUUGGCUCCUCGACGACGAGGCCAACGAGCUCCCCCCGUUCGGCACCCCGUCACGCAAGCGGCGCACCCGUUCGCGUGAUGACGACGAUGACGACGAUGCUGGCAACAUGAUGGCCCGCGCCCCGUCGUUCUCGCCCUCGCCCUCGCCCGGCCUCGGCCCGGCACCUGGCGACAUGGAUCUCGGCUCACCGUCGGCCUCGCGUGAGGGCACGCCCGCCGCGUCGUCAUCCAUCGGCCCGGCAGCCAAGAAGAACCGCCCGCUCGCCGCUGCCGCCUCAUCGGCCGCCGCCGCUUUCACCACUCCGGGUGCCACCCUCCGUAACCUCAACGAUGCCAUCGUCAACCUGCCCGGCACCGGCGCAGGCGCCGGCCCGGCCUUUGGCGCCAUUGUCCACUUCUAUGACUCGGACCCGUCGCUCAAACUCAACUCGAUCAUUGAUGUCGUCGGCAUCCUCGAGCUGACGCCAGCAGAGACCGCGUUCCGCAACCCUCAUGAUGCUGAAGGCAUCGACUUUUACGAGGAGCACAUGGCCCACCACCCGCCGUCGUCGCUUGUCCCGCGCAUCCACGUCCUCUUCCACGACACCCGUGCCCAUCCGCUCGCUUCCAUCCCGCAGCCGGUCGUCGACCCGGACGCCUCUCGCGCCGCCCUCGCCCUUCCUUUGUCGGUCGAGGCCGCGCUCGGCAGCUCCGCCGCCGCCGCCGCCGCCGCCGCCGCCACCCGCGCCCACCUCGCCGCCGCUGCCGGAGGCGACGCCCUCGCCGCCGAGUACCUCAUGCUUGCCCUCGUCUCGCGCGUUACCUCGCCGCCCGAGGCAUCCAGUCCGCUCGGCUCGUUCCACCUCAACCUCUCCGGCGUUGUCGGUGGAUCUGCAGCCUCGCUCUACCAAGCCAUCUGCGACGUCGCCCCGCUGGUGGUCGGCGUCCCGCUUGCCAUCGACCUCCUCAACGACCGCUCGUUUGUUCCGCACAAGGACUACACCACCAACCGCCUCGUCGCCGGUGUUCUCCAACUCGCGCCGUCGACCAUGCUCCUCGUCGACGAAACCGCCAUGGCUUCGGGCCAGGUCUCGCAGGUCGGCGUUGCCAACCUCUUUGCCUUUGCCACCAUCAUGGACCGCGCCGCCCUCGAGUACGACUUUGGCUCCUCGCAGGGCCUCGCCUACGACAACAUCACCGUCGCCAUGGACACGCCCGUUGUCGUCUUCUCCGAGGGCACCUCUAUGUUUGCCUCGUCCAAGAAGCAGGCCUUUGGCAACCUCUCCCGUCUCCUCGAGCUCCCGCUCGAGCCGGCCGCUCCGUCAUCGACGUCGUCGGCGCCGGCACCCACCGUUGACCACGCCACCGCCAUGCUUAUCCGCCGCUUCCUCGCUGCUGUCCGCUGGGCGCCCUACACCUUUGACGACUCGCUCUCUGACGCCAUCUCGGACGAGUUCACUACCCUCCGCACCGAUCCUACCCUCAACAUGGACCCGCAGCGCCUCUCGCUCUGGCUCACUCUCGCUCGCUGGCACGCCCUCCUCCACGGCAAGUCCUCCCUCGACAUGGACUCGUGGGCCGCCGUCAAAGACAUGGAGCGCGCCCGUCUCGCCCGCGUUGCUGCCAGAGCCGCCGCCGCCGCCGCCUCCAGCUAG
This is a messenger RNA of Thecamonas trahens ATCC 50062, 1998 nucleotides long. RefSeq lists its product as uncharacterized. NCBI's taxonomy places the organism in Eukaryota, Apusomonadida, Apusomonadidae. Gene Ontology annotation, biological process: DNA-templated DNA replication. The record is from RefSeq and is a predicted model, not a curated record. Gene Ontology annotation, molecular function: chromatin binding. The transcript is spliced from 3 exons. The coding region runs from base 1 to 1998 and encodes 665 amino acids.